GAGAACUGUUGCACGAUCCCACUUGGUCUUUUUUUUUAUAACCAUAAACAACAACGUUCAGGGCAACACACCACGACAUAAUCAUUUCAUAAUCAUCAUUCUCAACCUAGUUUUCUCUUCUUUUCUUUUCUCGCUCAUCCACAUCCAUAUUUUACUUUACUCUCUUCCUACUUCUAUCCAACAUGCACUCACAAAAGGAGGAUCUCACAGCGAGAAAGAAAUCAUUAUCUAUUCAUAUACACACAGACUACAUCGGUCCACAUGGCAUGCCUCUUGUUUAUGGAUCUACCUUAGACAGGGUUGGUACGAUAAAAGGCACUGUCCAAUUCUCUUCCAACUACGACUGCAAAGGACGCGAUAUCCAGAUUAUUUAUGAGGCAUGGGUCGAAUCGCAUUGGACAACUAUUGAACAUAAAAAGCCCAUCCACCACCAUAGUCGAGAUGUGUUUGGAUACCAGACAUGGUCCUUCCCUCUGAUCCAUACUAAACACAAUGGCUCAACUGUUGUAGCUGGAGUCUACGAGAAAGAGUUUGAAGCAAUCUUGGCUCAUCCCAUGAAGGACCUUUACCAAGUUCGUAAAUCCGUCGACAGCGCUGAUUCCACCUUUAACACUUCAUCCAUGCAUACUGCUCAAUCUUCUCCUUCUCGUACUUCAUCAUCAUCCUCCUUCUCUGGAUUGCGAUCGCGCCUUGGUCGCCACGCUGCACCAUCAGGCUCGGCAUCCAAUCCAGGAUCCUUGUUAUCGCUGUCGAUAUCCUCACCUGCAGCUAGGUCCAUUCUCAUUGGGGAGGAAAACGGGCUAGAAGUGAACAGGGUCUUACCUUCCACCAGCUAUAGCCCAGAUGUAAAAAUCAGGUACACCAUCCGAGCAGUUCUCCAACGACCCUUUCCCAGUCUUUCAAAUGUUGAGGCCUCUCAAGAGAUUUGGGUCAUCAAUUCCAUGCGGGAUGCAUCAACGGCAACACGGUUCGCGUCCUCACAAGGACAGCAAGAGCCGCAGCAACUACACAUGUUGUUGCCGCUACAGUUGAAAACUCCACUGCCAAGGCCAUCAACAAAUCUGCAUCGACGAUUACCUCCUCGACCUUCUGCUUCGAGGUCUACCUCUGAUGUACUUAUUAACUCGUUGACACCUAUGCCACCAACACCAUAUGGAGCUCAACAGAAACUUAAUAAUGCUGAUAGAAACAACAACUACAUAUUAUAUGAUGGCAGGUAUGCAUUAAAUUCAAAAGCCAGAGUCAUUUUAUAUGAAUCAUUUGACAAUUAA
Lobosporangium transversale is the source of this 1271-nucleotide messenger RNA. RefSeq lists its product as hypothetical. The coding region runs from base 183 to 1271 and encodes 362 amino acids. The transcript has 3 exons. The record is from RefSeq and is a predicted model, not a curated record. NCBI's taxonomy places the organism in Eukaryota, Fungi, Mortierellomycota, Mortierellomycetes, Mortierellales, Mortierellaceae.